Molecule: messenger RNA, 578 nt
Organism: Punica granatum (pomegranate)
Lineage: Eukaryota; Viridiplantae; Streptophyta; Magnoliopsida; Myrtales; Lythraceae
Source: RefSeq, a predicted model, not a curated record
UUCAUCAGAUGCCUUAACUCCUAUCUCUGUCUCUCUUCCCCUCUGCGAUCUUUUCGAUUGAACGACAUGAAGAAAGUUCUGCUCGUAUGGCUCUUCCUAAUCAUCUAUUGUGAACUUGUUUCAAUUUCGAACUGUGAAAGCUCUUCGAAUCCGGAAACUAGAGAUGCCCAGCUCCCGGAGCACGAUGACAAGCUGUUGCCCGAUGGAGAUGGCUAUGGAGAAGUUAAUAUGGACAUGGACCAACUUCGCAACCUAGGUAAUGUCAAGCGGGCAAAGGGAACUUAUGGUGGUGGAGAUGUUCUACGGCCUCGAAAUACUCGUAGUGCUGCGAGUCCCAAUCUUGUUAAGGCUUCAGUCCUUUCCAAGGCACUGAAGCAUAUCGCUGUGGGACUACUCGUUAUAUCUAUCUUCUACUGAUUCAGGGGCAACUAUCGCAGUCCCUGAUUAGGAUUGAGUCCCGUAGCUUAUCUUCCUCUUCUUCCUUCUUUUGUGUUUUCAGUUGUCUUCCUUCCUCAAACUUUAUGAAAGACGAUUUCUUGUGUCUUGAUUCAAGACAAUAAUAGCAAAGGUUAUAGUGA